Messenger RNA from Musa acuminata AAA Group (dessert banana), 1173 nucleotides. Its product is annotated as GDSL esterase/lipase At1g71250-like. Gene Ontology annotation, molecular function: hydrolase activity, acting on ester bonds. The transcript is spliced from 4 exons. Bases 1 to 1173 code for a protein of 390 amino acids. The record is from RefSeq and is a predicted model, not a curated record. Lineage: Eukaryota; Viridiplantae; Streptophyta; Magnoliopsida; Zingiberales; Musaceae.
AUGGCUAACAUCAUGCUCCUUAUGACUGCUAUUACAAUCCUCUUAGCCACCAGAAAUCCUGAGGGUGCUCAAGUUCCUGCCAUGUUCGUGUUUGGUGAUUCAAUGGUAGAUCCUGGAAAUAACAAUGAUCUUUUAACCGUGGCAAAGGCUAAUUACUAUCCUAACGGUAUCGAUUUUGCGAUCGGAACCACAGGACGAUACUGCAAUGGAGGCACUGUGGUGGAUCAUUUAGGCAAUCUUUUAGGGCUUCCUUUGAUCCCUCCAUUCAACAGUCCUACCACCACUGGAUCCAACAUUCUUAGAGGAGUGAACUAUGGAUCUGCUGCCUCUGGAAUCCUUUGGGACACAGGAUUAAUAUAUGGAGAUGUCUUCACAUUGGAUGAACAAAUCCAAAACUUGAAGAUAACACUCCAACAACUGCACCUGCUUCUGGGGAAUGGGACUGCAGAUUUCCUCGCCAGAUCUAUCUUCUUCGUUGGCAUGGGAGCUAAUGACUACAUCAACAACUACUUGCAUCCUCUACCUCGGAAGUCCAGGAAGUACACCCCGGUUGCCUUUACCCAGUUACUCAUACAAGAGUACAGAAGGCAGCUUGAGGAUCUACAUGACUUGGGUGCAAGAAAAAUUCUCGUCGCUGGAGUUCCACCACUCGGUUGUACUCCAAACCAGAUAGGCGGCUCCAAUGACAGCAGAGGAGAGUGCAUCAGAUCGAGCAAUACACUGGCGGUGCAGUUCAAUUCCCAGGUUAAACUGUUGGUCCAUCAGCUGAACACAACACUUCCGGGAUCCUCUUUACUCUUCUGGGACACCUACAGCCUCAUCCACAACAUCAUUGACAAUUACUUACUCUAUGGUGAUCCUCUAUUACUCUACUUAUCCACUUCGUUUCUUCUUCUUCGUCCUGUGAGCUUUGCUUGCUGGCUCAGUGAUGAUUCAUGGGUGAUUGCAGGGUUCAAGUACCCGAACAAGGCUUGUUGUGGUGUAGGUCGAUCGAAGGGGCAAGUGAUGUGCCUGCCAUUGUUGCCUUUGGAGUGCCGUAAUCGAUCAGAGUACAUAUUUUGGGAUCCAUAUCAUGCUACCGACGCACUGAACGCCAUUGCAGCCAAAGAUGCAUACCAAGGAACCUUGCAUCUCACUUUUCCUAUCAAUGUGGAACAGCUUGUUCGGAGCUAA